AUGAUUCGCACUCACUUAAAAGAAGUGAGCCUCCGAGUCUUGUCUUUUCACGAUUUUCAUAACCUAACUUCCGUCAUGUAAGUACGAUUGGUAUAUUAUCAGAACUGUUGUAGAAAUUGGCCAAAUACAUAACAGAGGGAGUUCUGCAUCUUCCUUCGCAAUAGCCCCACAAAAUAUAUAAGUAUGAGGAUGUAUAUUAUAAACAUAUACAGUCGCUGUCAUCUUAUAAGGAAUCACACACGUUCACUGCGCUCACUCGUUCAAUUUAGGAUACGUUAACAGCUUACAAUUGUGCAAAACCGCACGAGUACACUUUUCAUCAAGUAUUCUAUAUAAAACUCAAUUAUUGGUGUCCUUGCUAUUAGUUGCUUCGCUCGAGGGAAAUCGGGCUUUGAUAUCAAUAAGAAAGACUUAACUAUCCAUUUUUCGUUCUCUUUUGUAGAACCAUGAAUGAUGGUAAAAUUGGUACCAUGAAAGUUUUGGAGUCAUUUCAACGAGAGCGCUGCACUUUUCAUCUGUUAGUAACUUUCUUUAAUACAGUAAAACAAUAUUCUAGUAUGCGGUUGCAUUGUCGUUGACCUUCAUUUACUGAGUUACUUUAGCUUCAUGCAUCAACUCGAUGUAAACUAUACUGAAGCGAGAUGAAGUUAAAUUUUGCCGAAUCCAUUUUCUCAACUCGCACUGUGAGGUAUAGGUAAUCUGUAUUUUUGUCCCUUUUCUGCCUCAUUUUCAAAUACUGGUCAUUCUCUGAUCCGAGCUAUUAUAAAUAUCAUCUGUCUUUAUGUUGAAAGAGCAUUGUAAUACAAGUCGAACCUCUCGUAAGCAACCACCCAGAAAUCGACAGAAAGCUAAGCUGUAGUGGUCGCUUCUGGAGGAGGUCGCUAACGAGAAUCGAACCAAAAAUGGUCUCUUCCGAAAAGAGGGGUGGACACAUCUACUUUUUGCGAGAGAAUUUUCUUGCAGGCAACUUCUAAGGUACGACGAGUGUUCUCCCAUUUGAUUCGAGGUCUUGUUAUUCAGAUCACAGGUAUAAUUUUAGACCAAAUUGCACUUCACUCAGUUCCAUUUAUAUUAACUUAGUAGGGAAACAAAAAUCACGAAAAGAGUAACCGCUUUAAAAAAGCUCAUCAAGGGAUAUCGAAACGAUGGCUUGCUUGCUGAUUGCACGAUGCUAGCGAAAGUGAAUGUUUGGAACUCUUUAGAAAGUACACGUCUUAACACCGGAUGCAAAUGUUUGGCCGUAUUGAUCCACAGAGAUCCGUGUAACGUUUCAUAGAGUGGGAGAUUUCGCUUGCGACAGCAGGUCGCCCAUGAUGGUUCGACUGUAUUAAAUUAGUUAUCUUUGAACAUAUAUUUGAGCCAAUAUAUCAAAUAGCUUCAUUUAAAAACUCGUUAACUCAUUUAGCAAUUUAGCAGAUUUUGAUGACUGCUAUUUCCUUGGAUAUGACGUAGAUAUUGCUUGCAAAAACCUGAAAAUUCCACAGAUUGCAGCCUAAGUUUAGCAACCUCGGCUUUAAACUUGUGAACUCAAUCUAGAUAUGUCUUCUUUCUUUAGUUCAUAUAGUGAAAAUUGCAGUUAGUGCAAACCACCAAAUAAUACAAAACACGUUCGAUAAAUACGAUGUAUUAAUCUUUUGAACGACCUUAAUGUCAAUUUGUUACAUUUCUUAAACGUUUUUUUAACUGAAACAUUUAUAUCUUUCAAUUUAGCGGCUUGGGCCAAGAUAGCUCUAGUUACCUUGACAUUCAGGAUAAGGAUGUACGCAAGUCAUUUAAGCUAGUGGGUUUUGCGAAUACAACUCUUGGUGGCCACAAGUUACUACCAUGUUCACUUGGUACUUUUGUAAAUGCAAGUCGUCUAGAAUGCGUCGAAUGUCCUGCG
Molecule: messenger RNA, 1882 nt
Organism: Porites lobata
Lineage: Eukaryota; Metazoa; Cnidaria; Anthozoa; Scleractinia; Poritidae
Source: the annotation of a GenBank genome assembly